Messenger RNA from Vitis riparia (riverbank grape), 1666 nucleotides. Its product is annotated as O-glucosyltransferase rumi homolog. The transcript is spliced from 6 exons. The record is from RefSeq and is a predicted model, not a curated record. The coding region runs from base 166 to 1557 and encodes 463 amino acids. NCBI's taxonomy places the organism in Eukaryota, Viridiplantae, Streptophyta, Magnoliopsida, Vitales, Vitaceae.
UCAAGCAUUUUUUUUUGUAAUUUUGGGGCAUUCCAAGAUUGUUGAGAAAGCUUUGGCAACCGAUGCGUGUAAGCCUUCGGAUCACAACGGUGGAACUCGCCCUGGGAGACGAUGGAGACGUGAUCAGCGAUCAACCACCAUCCCAUUCAUCAAUCCUGCUCUGCAAUGCCUAUGCGAGCUGCUCGCUCCCUCCCCUUCCUCCGUCCAUGCAUCAUUUUCUCGCCUUUCUUCUUCCUCAUAAUUCUCGUCAUCUACCAGGUAGAUGACUUCGCCUCCCAAACCAAAACGGUGGUAGGCCACAACUUGAACCCCACGCCUUGGCAUUUAUUCCCACCCAAGACCUUCACCGAGAAAACCAGAUACGCCCGGGUUUCCAAAAUCAUACAAUGCUCCUACCUCACAUGUCGCCGCCGCAGCAUCACCCCCACCACCACCAAAAUACCAGAAUGGCAUACUCGGCAAUCCUCUAAUACAGUUGGGAAAUGCCCCAUGUUCUUCACACGGAUUGGUCAUGAUCUCCAGCCCUGGGUUCGUUCGGGUAUAUCUCAAUCCAGUGUCAUAGAGGCCCAGAAGUUUGCUGCAUUUAGGGUUGUGAUUGUUGGGGGCAAACUGUAUGUGGAUUUUUUCUACGCCUGUGUACAGAGUAGGGCGAUGUUCACGGUUUGGGGUUUGUUGCAACUGCUCAGGAGGUAUCCUGGGACGGUGCCUGAUGUAGAUUUAAUGUUCGACUGCAUGGACAAGCCUACCAUUAGUCGCGAGGAGCAUGGGUCAAAACCUUUGCCUCUGUUUCGGUAUUGCACAACUAUGGAUCACUUUGAUAUUCCUUUUCCUGAUUGGUCUUUCUGGGGUUGGCCAGAGAUUGAUAUAGGACCCUGGGAUGAGGAGUUCAUUGGCAUUAAACAAGGUUCCCAGGUUCUAAAUUGGACACAGAAGUUGAGUUAUGCAUACUGGAAAGGAAACCCUGAUGUUCAGUCUCCUGUUCGUGUAGAUUUACUGCAAUGUAAUAACUCUGACAUAAUUGGAGCACAAAUUAUGCGUCAGGAUUGGGUGGAAGAAGCAAAAAAUGGGUUUAAGGAGUCCAAACUAUCAAACCAGUGCAAUCAUCGGUAUAAAAUCUAUGCUGAAGGCUAUGCUUGGUCCGUGAGCUUGAAAUAUAUCCUGUCAUGUGGUUCUCUUGCCCUAAUCAUAGCCCCGCAAUAUGAAGAGUUCUUCAAUCAUGGUCUCAUAUCAAUGACAAACUAUUGGCCCAUCUCUCGUCUUGAUAUAUGCCCAUCUAUAAAGUUUGCUGUCUCUUGGGGUAAUACACACCAUUCAGAGGCGGAGGCAAUAGGAAAAAGCGGUCAGGACUUGAUGGAGAGUAUGAGCAUGGCUCGGGUUUAUGAUUACAUGUAUCACCUCAUCACAGAGUACUCAAAGCUCCUCCGGUUCAAGCCAGAGCCGCCACCAUCCGCCCACGAAAUUUGUGAAGAAUCCCUGCUUUGCUUCGCAGACCCAACGCAAAGGCAGUGUCUGGAAAGAUCAACCACGUACCCUUCAACCCCACCAUGUACCCUCUAACAAUCCAUCAUUGUGAGAGUUUGGGUGGUUCUGAGUGUAGAAGGAUAAAAUAUAAUUAUUUUAUAAUUUACUGUAUACUUAAGUUAAAUAUAUAAUUAUAGAGGAUAAA